AUGUCGAACGAGGCCGGUACUGUUCCUUUUUCCUCGGAACGUCCGUACCGCUCCCACCUUCGCCCAGCAUGUCUGGCAUGCCGGAAGCGCAAGUCUCGGUGCAACAUUGACCAGACCGGGGCAGCAUGUCUGACAUGCCGGGCCCACGGAACACCUUGCGAGUUCCCCCCGUCUCCUGCUGGUCCAAGUCCGCGGCCAAAGGCUUCGUGGAGAGCGGCGCAGGCCCGGAAGUCAAAGGACUUGGGUCACCGUGCCUUGACACCCCCAACACGGCCCUUGUCCUCGGAGACCACUAGUAAUGUUCGACCCAAUUCAUCACCCUUGGAAUCUGCAGACUCAGCAAUCCAACGAGAUUCGAGGCCUCUGAGUGGUGGUUUACCUUUGAGCUCACCGCCUCGAAGAGAAUAUGCCGAGCCCAUUGCAGGAGGCGGCGAAGAUGAAGCACACAUCGUCGGACCGGCAGACAUUGAGGACACCCAAGUUUUGGCAACAUACCUUUCCAAUGAUUCGUCCAUAUUCAAUCGAGGGAUUCGGACGAGGAUAUCCGGGACAAGUCCAUAUCAGGGUAACGGCUUCAGCAUUAGGAAACCUGUCGGCUUCACGACUGUGCGGAAGCAACCUCUUGGUGUUCCGAGUGAUCGAAGUCCAACCUUCUUGAAGUGCCAAGUUGUAGAAAAGCUUCUGGAGCCUCUUCUCCCUCAUGUUAUUGAACUCUUUUUUGAAAAGCCCAACAGAUGCUUCCCUCUUCUGGACAGGCGAUCUUUUGAAAAACGAUUUGCAGAGGAUAGAGAACGCAUCUCACCGGCCUUGAGGGCCUGUCUUUAUGCUCAUACGAUGACCUAUUGGGCCCAGUCGCCCACUCUCACUGAGCAUCAUCGUCCCGAUACCAGGUUCAUUUGGAACCAAGCUACUGAUGCCCUGUUUUCAGAGAUUCAUCUUUCGCCUGGCAUUUCCACCCUCCUCGGCAUCCUUCUCAACAUCUCCGGCCGCCCCUUGACAUCGAUUAUCGGAAACGGCCUCCAGCUUGGAUCGGCCAUCUCUCUAGCCCACUCACUCGGCCUUAAUCGUGAUCCUUCAGAUUGGGACAUUCCAGAGACCGAGAAACUGUUGCGCACAAAGAUCUGGUGGGCGAUAUUUGUGUACGACAAGUGGUCAAGUCUUGCGUAUGGUACGCCGCCACAGUUGAGAAGCGGCCAGCACGACGUUCCACUGCCAACGGUUGAUCAGCUUUGUGGCCCUGCAGCCAGCACCCUCGAUCUCAACGCCGCCUCAAUAUACCUCGCCUUCGUGGCCCUGGCGCAAUUCCUAGACAAAUACCUCGAACGCAUAUACGACCUUGAAAAGACCUUCACAAGCGGCCCUUGGGAUCUCGAGGUUCUGCUGACAAACUGGGAAGACUCGCUCGAUAUCGACCUCCGCCGAAGGAUUAUUCGCGGCGGCGACAGCCUCGACAUGCCAGGGUCAGCAAACCUCCGUCUCGCAUAUCUCUACAUAAAGCUGCUCCUGCGAAAAUGGGAGCUCGACGCAGAGAAAGCUGCCCACGCCGACCAUUCAUCAGCUCCCAUCCGGUGCUACCUCGAAGUCCGACGAGCCGCAGAGGAGAUCGUUCUGCUCGUCCAGGAGCUGAACGAAGCCCAGCUUGGCGAUUACUGGCUCACGCUGCUGACGUUUGCGUUCACGUCAACCACGAAAUUCCUCCUUCGAUGCGCCCUUGAGACGGAGAACACGGUGAGCGGCCUUGCGCAGAGCAUGUCGCUGAAGCUUGCGCGCCAGCUGAUGACGGCGCUCCAGGCGCAUCGUCAAAGGGCGUGGGACCUGGCAGAUCUCUGCAUCGCACAGUACUCUGAGGUCAUUGACAAGCUUGCCUCGUCCGCUUCCACCGCAGAUGUUGCCGAGCAGCCAGUUGAAAUACCCGAACUUCAAGAAUUCGUGUCGACGAGUGUGCCGGACAUUGACGAGCUAUUCCCUAGUUUGUGGGACAUGUUCAGCGGUGCUUGA
This is a messenger RNA of Colletotrichum truncatum, 1998 nucleotides long. RefSeq names its product C6 transcription factor. Gene Ontology annotation, cellular component: nucleus. The record is from RefSeq and is a predicted model, not a curated record. Gene Ontology annotation, molecular function: zinc ion binding; DNA binding; DNA-binding transcription factor activity, RNA polymerase II-specific. Lineage: Eukaryota; Fungi; Ascomycota; Sordariomycetes; Glomerellales; Glomerellaceae. Gene Ontology annotation, biological process: DNA-templated transcription.